Messenger RNA from Papaver somniferum (opium poppy), 2880 nucleotides. Its product is annotated as pentatricopeptide repeat-containing protein At2g37230-like. Gene Ontology annotation, molecular function: protein binding. Bases 126 to 2411 code for a protein of 761 amino acids. The transcript has a single exon. The record is from RefSeq and is a predicted model, not a curated record. NCBI's taxonomy places the organism in Eukaryota, Viridiplantae, Streptophyta, Magnoliopsida, Ranunculales, Papaveraceae.
CUAAUGCUAUAAUACUGUACGACUCUGCUGUAAGCAAAAACCCUAGAGUGAAAAACCUCCCAUUUCAAGUGUACUAGGGUUAGCUAAUGUGAAUCUCCUCUCUUCUCCGUACAGAUCUAACAAAAAUGGGAUUCAUAUCAUCAUCUGCAGCGAAAAAACUUUCAUGGAGAACUAAUAUUACCACUCCCACGCACAUUUUUAGGGUUUCUAAUCCCUGUGCUCUCAAAUCCCUACUUGGUUUCUGCUCAAAUGCAGAAACUCCAACCUCUGAAACCCUUUCUUCUUCUGUACAAGAUAAAGAAAAUGCAGUCUCGGAAGGAAAUGAAAAUGAUGAUCAAGUCACCGUCAAUAGAAUCCCAAGAGGUAAGAGACAAAACCAAGAAAAAUUAGAAAUUAUUAUUUCUAGAAUGAUGGCGAAUCGAGCUUGGACAACUAGGUUACAAAACUCAAUCAGAACAUUAGUUCCUGAAUUUGAUCAUACUCUUGUUUAUAAUGUUUUGAAUACCGCACGCAACUCUGAACAUGCUUUACAAUUCUUUAGAUGGGUUGAGAAGACCGGGUAUAGACAUGAUCGAUCAACUACUUUGAAGAUUAUUGAGAGAUUAGGUGGUGAUUUGAAAAAUAAUCAUGCCCGUUGUAUUCUUUUAGAUAUGCCUAAAAAGGGUCUUCAAUGGGAUGAAGAUUUCUUUAUUGAGUUGAUUUAUAGUUAUGGUAAAUCUGGAAUCGUUCAAGAGUCUGUCAACAUGUUCCAGAAGAUGAAAGAAUUAGGAGUCGAGAGGAGUAUCAAAACUUAUGAUGCUUUAUUUCAAGUUAUUUUGCGUAAAGGAAGGGAAGCUAUGGCCAGGCGUUUUUUUAAUGCAAUGCUGCAAGAUGGUGUAAUGCCGACAUGCCGUACCUAUAAUAUCAUGAUUGGUGGUUUUUUCCUGUCAGAGAAGGUCAAAACAGCAGAGCGAUUUUUCAAAGAAAUGCAGGAAAGAGAGAUUAGUCCGAAUGAUGUUACUUAUAAUACUAUGAUUAAUGGGUAUUCCAGGGUUAAACAGAUGGAAGAGGCUGAGAAAUUUUUUGUGGAAAUGAAAGAGAAAAAAUUCGUCCCUGAUGUGAUUAGUUACACAACAAUGAUCAAAGGUUACGUUUCUACUGGUCGAGUAGAUGACGGGUUGAGGCUGUUUGAAGAGAUGGCUUCUGCUGGGAUCACACCAACCGAUAUCACUUACUCAACUCUUCUUCCAGGGCUUUGUGAGGCAGAUAAAAUGCCAGAAGCGCACAAGCUUUUGAAGGACAUGGUGGCGAAACACAUUGCUCCAAGGGACAAAUCAAUCUUUUUGAGAUUAAUAUCAUGCCAAUGCAAAUUGGGAAAUAUGGAUUCUGCUACAGAUGUUCUUGAAGGGAUGAAUCAAUUGAACAUUCUUACUGAGGCAGCUCAUUAUGGUGUUUUGAUUGAGAAUUUUUGCAAGGCCGGGUUAUAUGAUAAAGCCAUAAAGUUGGUGGACAAAGUUAUUGAGAACGAGAUCCUCUUGAACCCAAGAAGCACCACAGAAAUGGAAUCUAGCGCUUAUAACCCAAUGAUUGAGUAUCUUUGCAACCAUGGGCAAACAGGGAAAGCAGAAACAUUUUUUCGGCAGUUGCUGAAAAAGGGUAUCAAGGAUCCUGUUGCAUUCAACAACUUGCUGCGUGGACAUUCAAAGGAAGGGUCACCAGAAACAGCACUUGAAAUUCUCCAGAUCAUGGGUAGACGCGGUGUACCUUCAGAUGCCGAUGCUUAUAGGGCUCUCGUUGAGAGUUUCUUGAAAAAAGGAGAGCCAGCUGAUGCCAAGACUGCUUUGGAUGGUAUGAUAGAAAGUGGGCAUACCCCAGGACCGGAGCUGUUUAGGUAUGUCAUGGAGAGUUUGUUUAAUGAUGAACGAGUGCAAACAGCAAGCAGGGUAAUGAAGAGUAUGAUUGAAAAGGGAGUGAAGGAGAACAUGGAUUUGGUCCCUAAGAUCUUGGAGGCACUUUUCAUGAGGGGUCAUGUUGAGGAAGCCAUUGGGCGAGUUAAAUUAUUGUUGGAUCAUGAUUGUAUUCCUGAUUUUGAUAGUCUUUUGAAUGCUCUUUGUGAAAAGCGGAAAACAAUUGCUGCCCAAAAGUUGUUGGAAUUUGGGAUGGAGAGGGAUGAUUGUACCAUUAGUUUUUCAAGUUAUGAUAAGGUAUUGGAUGCUCUUCUUGCAGAAGGAAAGACCUUAAAUGCCUACUCUGUUUUGUGUAAGAUAUCAGAGAAGGGUGGUCUCACAGAUAAGAGUGAGGAUCUGAUUAGGAGCCUAAAUGCAGAAGGGAACACCAAGCAAGCAGACAUUCUCUCUAGAAUGAUGAAGGAAGGAGAUAAUGCAUUUAUUUCUAGCAAGAAAGGAAAGAAAAAAGUUGCAGUGAACUUCUGAUUUUUUCUCUUGGAGGAGCAAAUUGGCGAUUGCCAUUCACUCUCUUAUCAGAUUAAUUAUGGGAGGUGACUUUCUUGAGCCGAAUAACUUGUGCUGAGUUUCUAAUUAUUCAGUAAUUUCUUUCAAUGUUUUUUGAUACUUUUCGUUUAUGUAAGCCGAGGCUAGUAGGCUGAAACUUUGAGGUCGAUUUUUAGUUAAAUCUUUUUGGUACUUGUUCUGCUGCAUCUUUGUUGUUUCUUUAUCUCAAGGUGAACAAUCAUCGAAGACUGGGUUAAGUAAGCGUCAUCACCAGCGAAUGCGUCUUGAGCCGCAUUUAGACUGCUAGUGUCGUCUAGCAAGAGUAGUAGUGAUUCUCAGCCAUCCUUAGAACUGAACUGCAGUUGCUUCUAAUUCAGAUUUGGAAAAUUGUAGUGACUUCUUACAGUUGAUAUACAAUGCGUAAUAGAACAGUUCUUGACUGCUGUUUUUC